Messenger RNA from Salvia miltiorrhiza (redroot sage), 4479 nucleotides. Its product is annotated as DEAD-box ATP-dependent RNA helicase FANCM. Bases 195 to 4298 code for a protein of 1367 amino acids. Lineage: Eukaryota; Viridiplantae; Streptophyta; Magnoliopsida; Lamiales; Lamiaceae. The transcript has 23 exons. Gene Ontology annotation, molecular function: hydrolase activity; ATP binding; four-way junction helicase activity. Gene Ontology annotation, biological process: double-strand break repair via synthesis-dependent strand annealing; interstrand cross-link repair; replication fork reversal. The record is from RefSeq and is a predicted model, not a curated record.
AACCAUGUCUAUUUACGAAUACGAGCUUGGCUCUCACCACCAACAGUUGCAAAUUCAAAAAUAAAUAAAAUAAAGAAAAUUGCCGCUAAUUCUCCAUCCAACUUGAGGUUUUCUGCUCAUCUCUCUCUUCCAAUUCCCAAACAGGCAAACACCCACUAUUAAAUUAAACACUGGUUUGUUUACCAAGAGCUCUUAUGGUUUCCGCAUCCGCUCCUCUUCAAAUCAUGGACGACGACGAUGAAUUCGACUGGGAAGCAGCUGUUCAUGAAAUCGAUGUGGCGUGCCGGGCAACUGCUGCUGAAAUGCCCACAGUCGUUCCUGAUUCAAACUGCAAACAAGAGAUGUUUGUGAACACAGAUCAAGCAAUGCGGAAAAAGGGGAAAUUUGAGGCUAAUCUUAGUUCAGCUCCUUCAACUAGGCAAACUACUUUAGAUAAAUUUAUUGGGGUUUCGUCUUGUAAUUCAAGGAAAUUUGAGGAAAAGGCGGGAAAUUCGUAUGGGCAGCUAUGUAUGAGUAAUAGUAUUGGGAAUAAUAUUUGUGAAGAAACUGAGAAGCUUAAUGAGUUUGUUAGCAUUGAUGCUGAGGCUGCCAAGACAUGGAUUUACCCUGUAAAUAUCCCUUGUCGUGAUUAUCAGUUAUCUAUUACCAGGACUGCGCUGUUUGCCAAUACUUUAGUAGCAUUGCCAACAGGACUUGGAAAAACUCUUAUCGCUGCCGUCGUCAUGUAUAAUUUCUUCAGAUGGUUUCCUGAAGGAAAAAUUGUUUUUGCUGCUCCUUCUCGACCACUAGUGAUGCAACAAAUAGAAGCUUGUCAUAAGAUUGUUGGAAUUCCACAAGAGUGGACUAUUGAUCUAACCGGACAAACGAGUCCUUCGAAACGAGCAGAAUUUUGGAAAUGCAAACGUGUUUUUUUUGUUACUCCACAAGUGUUAGAGAAGGAUAUACAAUCUGGCUCCUGUCUGGUGAAGAAUCUGGUGUGCCUGGUGAUUGAUGAGGCACAUCGUGCGACAGGAAACUAUUCCUACUGUGUAGCUGUCCGUGAGUUGAUGGAUGCUUCAGUCCAACUAAGAAUAUUAGCUUUGACUGCGACACCCGGAUCUAAACAGCAGACAAUCCAGCGUGUCAUUGACAAUCUUCAAAUAUCUACACUCGAAUACCGAAAUGAAAGUGAUCCCGAUGUACUGCCUUUUGUGCACGAGAGAAAGAUAGAACUGAUUCAGGUAUCGAUGGGUGAUGAAGCCAUUGAAGUAGAUAGUCUGCUUUUGGAAGUUGGACGUCCAUUUCAUGCCCGUCUUUGCACAUUUGGGCUGCUUCCAAAGAGAGACAUCCAGACAUUGAGCCCCUGUGAUUAUCUUAAAUCAAGGGAGAUGUUUUGCGAAAAGCCGCCUGCGGGUUUUCCUCAAUCGAGGCAAGGUGAAUUUUUGGGUUAUUUUGGAGCUCUUCUUACGUUGCAUCAUCUCAGGAAAUUGCUUUCAAGCCAUGGUAUAAGGCCUGCAUUUGAGAUGAUUGAUGAAAAAUUGAAACAAUGGCAGUUUGCACGAAUGGUAGGCAGAAAUGAAGCACUUUUGAAAGCAAAACUUCUAAUGCAGAAAACUGUUUCCCACGGUGCCCCGAGCCCCAAAUUAGCAAAAAUGCUGGAAGUACUGAUUGACCAUUUCAAAGCGAAAGAUCCAAAAAACUCCAGGGUGAUCAUUUUUUCAAAUUUCCGGGGUAGUGUCAGGGACAUACUUGAUGCACUUAAAAACAUUGGGGAAUAUGUUAAAGCUACAGAGUUCAUUGGACAAAGCUCCGGAAAAACCUCAAAAGGACAAUCGCAAAAAGUUCAACAAGCUGUUUUACAGAAAUUUCGGACAGGCGGGUACAAUGUCAUUGUUGCAACUUCAAUUGGUGAGGAAGGUCUUGAUAUCAUGGAAGUUGAUCUUGUCAUAUGCUUCGAUGCUAAUGUCUCGCCUUUGAGAAUGAUUCAACGUAUGGGGAGGACUGGGAGGAAGAAUGAAGGACGAGUUGUAGUUUUAGCAUGUGAAGGGUCAGAACUGAGAGGUUAUAUGCGAAAGCAAGCAAAUAGCAGGUCUAUUAAUAAGCACAUGAUAAAUGGUGGCACGAAUAGCUUUAAUUUUCAUCCCAGUCCAAGGAUGGUUCCACAUUCUCUCAAACCAGAACUGCGACGUCUUGAGAUGUCAAUUGAGGAGUAUGUUCCCCGUGGAUCAAAAGCGAAGGAUUCUGAACCCUCCCCGUUGCCUGCAUACAAAGACAAAAUUACAGAUGCCGAGAAAGAUUUGCUCGCCAAGUAUUUUGUCGCUACUCAAGAAGAUGCUUGGAGACCAUCUCUUAUUGCUUUUCCUCACUUCCAGGCAUAUCCAUCCCCUGCAAAUGACGUGUUGCAUUCAUCUAGAACACUGCUACUAAUAGAUACCAUGCAGCAUUUGCAAGAGCUAACGUAUUCUCACGACCGCAAUCCUUCAGCAGAGGAUGAUGAUGUUCCAGAUCCUUGCUUGAGAGUUUUACCGGUGGAGCGUCAAGACAACGUUAUAGAAGAUUCAGAGAGGUAUAUGGAUCGUGCUGAAGAGGAAUCGGAUAAGGAAGCUGAAGGAUCAGGUCAAGAGCUUCAGGAGACUGAGUUGCAAAAACCAAAAACUUGGUUGCAUACUUUCCUCUUUGCUUCAGAAUUUGUAUCCGUGGAUGGUGUUGGAAAUGUCUUGGUUUUAUCAUUACCUCAACUGCCUCUGGGCUCGAGUUCUAAACGAACGGAAGUUAGCAAUGUGGCUUCUCCGUAUCAUUUGAUGCAGGAUUACAAGGGCCAUGCAGAGAUUCCUCUGCAACCUAUGGAUAAUCACCCUUUGCACCCAAGACCCCUUGACGAGACUGUACACGAAUUUAGUUUAAGCAACCCGAGUGCAGAAGACGAGAAGAAGUUUGACAUGGCUGAGGAAAUUCUCCAGUCCCCGGUUUCAAGCAGAAUGCAGAAUGAAACGGAUAUCUCCGACCAGGAUCUUAUAGAUAUCGAACUUAGUCCAAGGCUGACUAAUUUCAUCAAAAGUGGAGUUGUUCCAGAAUCUCCGAUAAAUGAUUCUGAGACAUGGAAGGGCAACAGACGUGAUGUUCUUGCUGUUCCUGCUCUCGUUUCUUCUCUAAAUUUGGAAACCGAGCGUUUCUUGAACUCUUGUGAACACAAGAAGAAGGAACAUGUAAAUGGCAGCUCGGAGGAGAUGGAUAUCCUGUGUUUAAAUGACAACGGCAUUCAAACACCUCCACUAGAUUGCAACACAGGCGCAGGGGGACAAUGCUCUUCACCUGUUCCCGUCGUCAAAGAGCUGCAAACUCCUGUUACUAAACUCUCAAACACAAGCAGCAGUAAAGACUGGCUUCCAGAUAGUGGUGUCCAGCCCGAAAGUGUCGAGCAGCAGUGCAAGUUCCGUAGGCUGCGCAAGCUCGGAGAUUGCAACAGAAAAUUUUCAACAGAAACUAGGAACCAAACUGGUGCAAGCGAAAAAUUCUUAACGUCGAGAAGGGCUGACAAUCAUAAAUCAACUAAGCUUCUCAAAGCCCCCAAAUCAGGUAAGAAGAAGCAAUCAGAAGAUGCUGCAGCAUAUAUUGAAGAGGAAGCAGAGGUAUCGUCCGAUGCUACGGCAUCUGAUGAUGAGGAAGAUGUACAAGGCGGCAGUUCCUACGAGGAUAGCUUCAUAGAUGAUGGGCUGAAUUCUACAACUUCUAAUACCCAAGCCGGCAGCAGUAGGGUCGAUAUGAUGGCAAUAUACAGGCGAUCAUUACUCAGUCAAUCUCCAUUUCCAAGACCGCCCAGCUUCCCCGCAAACCACAGUCCUGACUCCGUGGUCCAAAGCAGCAAAAUGGAUGGAAGUGGAAGCUCAACAGGGACAAGACACAACAAUGCUCCUCAGACUGGCUUCGAAUCGACUGCCAGGAACAACAAAGAUACAAGUGACGGGGUUCCCACGGAGAUCCUCGAGAGCAGGUCGGAUAGCCGGAAAAGAAAAUUCAGCUUCCACCAAGCUCACUCACUGCCAAUGCUUAAUUUAGACAGAGAGUUCUCUCUACUCUCUGGGGCUGCACGGGAGAACUCGUCCGUGCAUGUACCUGUAGAGAUGGCGGGGGAGAGCAUAGAUGUUUUCGAAGACGAUGGGUUUUAUGAAGGUAUCGAUCUUGAUGCACUAGAAGAAGAAGCUACAAAGCUACUCAAGCAGAAAGCAGAGUGCUCAACGAAGAAAAUAACAGGUUCUUCUGAAACUAAUGAACAAAAUCUUGGGAUUCUGGAUAUUCCAUCGUUUGAUCUUGGUUUUUGAUUUGUUUAGUGGCGUAAGAUAAAUUUUUUUUACAUGUGUUAAGAUUGGAUGUUUGUAUUUAUUACGAAUAGAAUAGGCCGUUGAAUGUGAAUAGAAGAAUAGAUCAAUGGUAAAUGGAAAGGCAUUCCCAUGCAGUUUUUGGGUUUUUAUUUUGUAAUAAAAUAUCACAUGUUGAAGGUUA